AUGCCGUUCACCUGCGAUCACGAGGGCUGUGGCCGCUCCUAUCUACGCAAAGAGCACCUUACGCGGCAUAAGAAGGAGCACGCCAAAAUACCUUCAUUUGAAUGCCCUUCAUGUGGUACUAAAUUUACUAGAGGAGAUACUCUCCGCAGGCACAUGGUCCUUCAUGGCCCGUCUGCCCCGCCAACUCGAGUGGCACAAGCAUGCGUAUCAUGCCACCGUAUGAAGACGAGAUGCGAUGGUCAACAGCCCGUCUGUUCGACGUGUCAUGAAAAAGGAAAAUCCUGCGAAUGGCCGCAACCACGCGGCAAACCAUCGUCUUUAAAGACCGUUAGAUCAUCCCCGCCCAGUUCUAGCCUGUUAGCAGCCGCCUGCACGCCGUCUCCCGACCCGGUCAUCCUGAUGGAACCCAUGAUGCCAGGGAUGCCGCCCGCCGGCUUGCUUACGCAGACGGCCAUGCCACUCGGGUUGAUGACAGAUACCGACAUGUUCGACUUUGUCUCUGGAUCGAUGCUCGAUGAGGGUGUCAGGAGGCAAUUGCAGAGUGUCUACUUUGAACACUUUCACCCCCAGUGGCCACUUCUACAUCGGGAGAGUUUCGAGUCCACCUCUCAACCAAAACUGUUGAUACAAGCCGUAGUCACAGUUGGCUUAUGGUUUUCGCCAGUCCCCGAGUACAAGGACCUUGCCAUCAAAUUUCAUGACCACCUUCUAAAAGAGAUGGGGAACAUGCUUCUCGACAUGCUGGAGGAGUCAAGACAGGGCUUGCUAUCUCCUCGAUCAGACCUAUUACCCAUUCUUCAGGCUGUAUUGAUUUCAACAAUCUUGGUGCCCUAUCGGGCGGACAAGGCAAUAGAGAAUGUGAUGAUGACGCAUGCCAUGCUUCUCGAGAUCUUCAAGGCAAUAGGAGUUUAUGACCAGCAGAAGAUAAACACUGCCUCGCAGCUGUAUGGAAGCAACGCAUACCCUUGGGUUUUUCGAGAAUUAUAUCAACGUCUUGCCAUUUUCCAAUUCAAAAUUCACUUAGUUCUUCAAGCCAUUUUUAUCACUAUAUACCCGGCACUACGAAUAUCUCGAAACGCAGAGCCAGCCAUGCUCAAAAUCAAUGUCCCGAUGCCAUUGAUGAUGUGGGAUGGGCCCGCAGCCCAGUGGUCUGGCAUGAUACCAACUGAUCCGGAGCUUCUCGACGAUGAUGAAGACGACAUACUGAUUAUAAGCAAGAUGUGCGACAGAGCAAUAUUGAUGAUGGAUAACAAGCCGCUUUUACCGCUAUUGUCUUGGGACCGAUGCCUCGGAAUGGCGAUCUGGUGCUGGUGCAUGAAGCACUCGCAAAGCGACAGGGAAUUUAUUGAGAGUAUUAAGCCAUUUGUGCUAGAGCCGUUAAAUGGAGCUGGAGUUCAUUAUAACUCUGUAGAACACUAA
Molecule: messenger RNA, 1419 nt
Organism: Colletotrichum truncatum
Lineage: Eukaryota; Fungi; Ascomycota; Sordariomycetes; Glomerellales; Glomerellaceae
Product: C2H2 type zinc finger domain protein
Biological process (GO): DNA-templated transcription; regulation of DNA-templated transcription
Molecular function (GO): DNA binding; DNA-binding transcription factor activity, RNA polymerase II-specific; zinc ion binding
Source: RefSeq, a predicted model, not a curated record